This is a messenger RNA of Glarea lozoyensis ATCC 20868, 7521 nucleotides long. Its product is annotated as ATPase of HSP90 chaperone/DNA topoisomerase II/histidine kinase. The record is from RefSeq and is a predicted model, not a curated record. The coding region runs from base 1 to 7521 and encodes 2506 amino acids. Gene Ontology annotation, biological process: protein autophosphorylation; phosphorelay signal transduction system. Lineage: Eukaryota; Fungi; Ascomycota; Leotiomycetes; Helotiales; Helotiaceae. The transcript is spliced from 4 exons. Gene Ontology annotation, molecular function: histidine phosphotransfer kinase activity; ATP binding; protein binding.
AUGGACGGCCUCGAAGACCCGCCUGCAAGACUCUUUGAAAGGUUACAGCAGAUUCCGGGAUACACAUGGGAUGAGGCGAGGAUAUUCCAUACUCCCUACGACAACUGGCAAAUAUAUGGUCGGAAGAAUCCGAAACGAUCCUCUGCGCCGAAUAGAAAGGCACCUUCGGAACGAAACGCACUCGGCGAACCUCAUCUCGAUGUCGGAAAUCAAACCGGAGUACAAAGUGAUAGUGGCAGUGAAGUUGGUUCUGCAGGUAACGAUGAGCAGGAUUCUGGAGAAUUGGACGUUGUUGCGCGCAUCUCCUUACAUGCGCUCAGGGAGGAACGAACGUAUUAUAUCUGCAAGAAGUUGAUUAAAUCGGUAGACCCGCAUGGCGAACACAUUGUUAAGCCCGUGGAUAUGCUGAAACUCCAAAGCCACCCUGGAGAUGUAGGGACAAUCAUGGUAACGAUAUGGAUUCGACCGGGGCCGAAUUACCUACAUAAUGUUAUUGAUUAUGGGCCAGCUUUUUAUAAGGGGCGUAAUGUUGGGGGAGAUGUUGAACCAUAUUACGAAGAUCCGACUCCUCUCAUACCGAUUCCGCUCCAAACGUUUAUGGAUUUCGCAGUGGGAGCUACUGAGUGUCUCGAGAUACUCCAUCAUAAGGAACGCAUUGUCCACGGCGAGAUUCGUGGGGAAGCUUUCCAUCUUUGCGAGGACACUGGAAAAAUCCGACUUAUGAAUUUUGGUUCAGGCUUGCGAACCUUUGAGCAUGGUCUCACGAGCACUGGAUGGAGCGCGCUGUCGAAAGAGAAUGGCGCCAAAAGAAAGCUUUCUUUUAUGAGUCCUGAGCAAACAGGGCGCAUGCCAGCGGAACCAGAUAGUCGAACGGAUAUAUAUGCACUCGGGGUUGUCUUCUGGAAUAUGCUAACUCAGCAGCCUCCCUUUGAAGGAGAGACACCAAUGGAUAUUAUCCAAGGAGUUUUAGGACGAAGAUUGCCUUUAGUGUCGAGCUUGAGACUUGAUGUGCCGGAAGUCGUCGGGAGAAUCAUUCAGAAAAUGACAGCGAAGAUAAUUGGAGAACGCUAUCACUCAGCAAGUGGCUUAAAGCAUGAUCUCACAGAAGUCAGGAACCUUCUAGGCGCCGGUGAUUCUGACGCGCUCGAAAGCUUCCAAAUCGCAACUAAGGAUAUCUCCUCCUUUUUUAUACUACCAACGGCUAUGAUAGGGAGGACGCAAGAGUACGAGGAAGUUGUCAAAGUAAUCGAUAAAGUCUCGAAAAAGCACUUGGAUGGACAGAAGCAGGAUGUCCAGAGCAUAUCCUCGGGAUCUAGUGAAGGGUUUGAGAUAGCAAUCGCUGAGGCUUCUAGCUUAAGCGAAGAUGCUGUGAGUUCUGCCGAGUAUGAUAGACCAUCGAUUUCACUCGGAAGAUCGAACUCACUGAGCGGGGAGGUUAGGUCAAGCAAGAGUGGUUCGAGUUUAAGACCAUCUGCUGGCGGAUCACAUUCAAAUUCAAAUUCAAUCGACGAACGGGAGCAUUACAUUAGGCCUUGGGAAAAGAACAGUUCUUUGUCCUUGGAUACAAAAAGUUUCACAGAUAGCAUGAGCCAUGAAGCUGGAGGUUCGAGAAGCUCAGACAGUGUGGGAAGCCUCAGCAAUCAGCGGAACAAACAGAAAUUCCGUCGCAAAGGAAGAUGUGAAGUUGUUAGUAUAUCUGGGGCUACCGGUCUCGGUAAAAGCUGUCUCAUACAGAGCAUACAAGUCGAAGCUCGUCGGCGAGGUUAUUUUGCCAGUUCUAAAUUUGACAUAGCGAAGAAGACUCCCUUUGGGCCCGUUCUAAGACUGCUGUCUAGUCUGUUCAAGCAAGUUUUUUCCGAAAGCAAUACUGACACCCCUUUCCACCAAGCACUCAAACACUAUUGCCGACCCGCAUGGCCUCUGCUCCACAAAGCCCUUGGACUUCCGGAAUUUUUACUUGGUCCCGCUCCAACCAAAAAACCAGGCCACUCGGGGCAACCCUCACAGAGUUACAACAAGAGCCUAAGGUCAGAAUUCAAGCGUCGAGACUCAUCCCCAUCCAGUUCCCGAAGCGUCUACAGCAUUACAUUAGGUUCACGGGCGUCCCAGGAUUUUCUACGUGCCGGAACUUCUACGAAGUCUCUCAGGCUUAUGAACACCGCCUUGGACGUGCUCAGAUUCUUCACCCAGCACAAAUUCAUAUGCUUCUGUCUAGACGACCUACAGUUUGCCGACGACGAGUCCCUAGAGCUGAUCGCCCAGGUCGUUUCGGCCCGAAUGAAAAUGGUAUUACUCAUCACGUAUAGACCUGACGAGUUGCUUCCAGAAAAGAUCAGGGCAAUAUUGGAGCCGCCAGACUCUGAGGGUAUCAGUUUGACCCCCCAAAACGUACCAUAUGAUGACAAACCAGCUAACACUCCAGUAGAAUAUGUUAAAGCCGGAGGCGUGGGUAUUACUAGGAUCGUGCUGAAUCCCCUUACCGAAAACGAUAUCAUCACGUUCGUAGCUGCUACGCUCUUAAGGCCCAAAGAAGACGUCAUCGCUUUGGCGGCUGUAAUACAGUCCAAGACUGCUGGCAAUCCAUUCUAUAUGAGGGAGAUGCUUACCACCUGUCAUGAUAAAUCUUGCAUUUGGUACGACUAUAAGCAGAGUAUCUGGCGGUUCAGCCUGGAUAGGAUAUUUACUCAGUUCAAGACAGACAAUUACCAUGACACGUUAAACAGCCAGUUUAUAACUGGCCGUCUAAACGAGCUCCCCCCAGCAUCCCGGUCAAUUCUUGCGUGGGCGUCUGUUUUAGGGACCUCUUUCUCGUUCGAAAUGAUCCAGCGUCUUAUGAGUGGCGAAUUCAGUCUCGAUGAUAAUGAGACGCAGACGCCCGAAGAGUUUAGGCCUUAUUCUCUGUGCCAUUCGCAACAAGACGCCGUGGAAGGCUUGCAAGCAGCCAUUCAAGCGUAUAUAAUCGUUGCAACUCAGCAGGAUGACAGAUUCCGUUUCGCCCACGAUCGCUACAGUCAAGCUGCACAGAGCCUAGGGGAAUGUAAUGCACCGAAAAUGCACUUUAUAAUUGCACAAACUCUUCUCAAAUACUACUCAAACGUGGAGAGAUACAGGGAUGACACCGCUCUACACAUCACCAAAUGUACGGAGAUGAUUAGCCAGCGGAUACUUCAACGACAGCCCUACAGGAAGUUACUCUUCGAGUGUGCCCAAGGAGCAGCGGAGAGUGGCGCGCGAUCCUCUGCGGCAGAGUACUAUGCCAGCUGCUUCUCGCUUCUGCAACCGGAUCCGUGGACGGACGGAAAACCCGAUGUUCACUAUGAAGAGACCCUCCAACUGCAUACUAGAGCGGCAGAGUGCUUUCUCUUCUUAGGUCAAUAUGCUGAGGCUAAACGCAUACUAGCCGUGGUGUUUUCUAGUGCCAAAAGUGCCGUCGACAAGGCUCCUGCAUAUGUUUUGAAGUCUAGGAUUUUGGCUUAUGAGGGCGAUUCUCCUGCCGCAUUCCAAGCCCUAAAGAGCUGCCUCACUGCGCUCGGCAUCCGUGUGGAUGAUGAGCCCAGCUUUGAAAAAUGUGACAAAGAGUUCGAGCGGCUUUCCUUCAAAGUACAAUCACUCGACCCGGAAGCUCUUCUUUCGCAGCCAUUGAUAAUGGACACCAACCUUGCUGCUGUUGGAGCCGUGCUAGUCGAAACUAUCAGUGCCGCUUUUUGGAGUGAUGCAUUAUUAUUUUACUACAUGUCAUUGAUCAUGGUGGAAACGCAACUCACAUGCGGACUGUUUCCGCAAUCUGGAAUGGGGUUUUUACAUCUAGCAACCAUUGCUAUCAGCCGAUUCAACAUGAUUAAAUUUGCCACAGAAGUUGGCAGAUUCUCCUUAGAAAUGAUGGAAAGGUGUCGGGAUCCUUAUACCAUGGGACGUGGUGGUACCAUAUAUUCGCUUUUCGUUGGGCAUGUUCAUGUCAGUCUUCAAACCUCACUAGAUCAACUUGAAGGUGCUCUUGAAUACGCAUUACAAGCUGGUGAUAGAACAUCGACAAUACUGAAUUUUGGGAUUAUGUCGAACCUCAAGUUCUUUGCUUCGGAAAACCUCGCAGAUUUAGAAAACUUCGUCAACUACGGCUGUGAGGAAGUCUCUAACUGGGCGGAUGAUACUCGGGGCGGCACCAUGGCAAUAUCUAUGCGGCAAGUUUGUCGUGCGUUACAGGGUAAGACAAGAGUGCAUGAUGCGGAAAAUGUCAUGACCGACGAUCAGCAUGAUGCCACAUUUUACAAGUCUUGGUUGAAAACCAAUGUCAGGGCCAGCGAUCGGCCAUUGUUCAUCUAUGAAGCCUGGGAAAUAGUGCCGCUAUUCCUCUAUGGUCAUUACGCCAGGGCCAUUGAGAUUGGAGGUCAGGCACUUGAGAAAAGUGAUGGGAUGUGGUCCGCGAGAAACAUCCGACUCACGAUGCUAUUCCAAGGUCUUUCUCUUUGCAGCUUAAUGUGGAGCAAGCUGCAGAACCCGCUUCGAGGUGUGACUGAAACGACGUCAAAAGUAGUGAAUGGUCCGUACAUCGACCAUGGACCAUCCGAGAAUGAGCUCCGCACUCAGACCACAGAGGUUAUCAAACAAGUCAAGUACUUUAAGAGAAAGAUAAAGGAUUGGCAAACGGUUAAUAAUGUGAAUUAUUAUGCAUGGUCACGCCUACUCGCCGCCCAGGUUGCUGAGUUAGAAGGCGAACACGGUAAGGCGCUCACUAACUACGAGGAAAUGUUAGAUCAUGCGUCGGCCAAUGGAUUUUUGUUUGAAGAAGCACUCGGAAAUCAUCUUUAUGCGGGUUUCUUUCUCCGCUGUGGCUCACGUCGAGCUGCUAAAAAUUCACUAAAAGAAGCUGUCCAGCUCUAUCGUCAGAUGGGUGCGUCCGGAGUAGCUUCUGCGAUAGAGGAUGAGCACCAGUUGCUACUUCAGGGCGCUACCAGAAAUAUGCGAGCGAUCGAUGCCAGUUGUCAGACCGAUUUCGCGGGGGAUUCGGCUCCAGUGCAAUAUCGAACACUCGAGGGCGAUGAAGACGAUGAACGACAACAGACACGUGCCCCAAUCACUCAAAGUAAAGGCGACAGAAUCGGAGCAUGGCAGGUAGAUGCUCGCGGUCACGGCGGAGGCGGUGUUGGACUACCCGCCUUGGAUAUGCUCGACCUUACAUCAAUUCUUGAAAGCUCACAAGUAAUCUCUAGCGUUCUCCAAGUAGAUCAGCUGCUAAAAACCAUGUGCGAAAUAAUUCUACAGAAUUGUGGCGGUUUGGCAUCGUCUGCGGCCAUUGUUGUCGAGGAGGAUGAUCCAACACCUGGGUGGAGCAUAGCAGCAAGUGGGAACAAUGAUAAAGGGGCAACUGCCCACAUUCCCGGCAUUCCUUUACGAGAGACGGCCUUGGUCGCCGAAGGCGUCAUACUAUACUGUACAAGAUUCCGAGAGACGGUCUUUCUCCCUGAUAUUCUCCACGACGAACGGUUUAGCAAUGUUACGGACGCCUGGUCUCUGCAAAACCCGCUUGGCAAGUCAGUGAUUGCUUUACCCAUCGUUCAUGGGGAUAAGCCACUUUUAGGUGUCUUAUAUCUUGAAGGGGAACCUAAUGCUUUCACUGACCGUAAUCUCACGGUUCUCCAACUUCUCGUCAAUCAAAUAGGUAUCAGCUACUCAAAUGCUCUUACUCUCAAAGAAGUAGAAAAGGUCUCUUUCCGUAACACGUCAAUGGUCCGAAUGCAGAAGACAGCGCUCGCUAAGGCGCAGCAGGCAGAGCUUAAAGCCAAAAAAGCUGAAGCUGAAGCACUUGCUAGCGUGAAAAUGGCCGAGGAGGCUGCCAAAGCAAAAUCGAUUUUCUUGGCCAAUGUUUCUCAUGAACUCCGAACACCUCUUAAUGGCGUUAUAGGCAAUUCAGAACUACUCAGAGACUUGAAUUUGACCAAGGAACAGGCGGAGAUGGCGGACUCAAUCCGGGUCUCUGCAGACCUCUUACUUACGGUCAUUAACGAUAUUCUUGACUUCUCCAAAAUGGAGGCUGACAAAAUGGAAUUGUGUAUCGAAUCCUUUAAGCCAGCUGAAAUGAUACGCGAGAUUGUCCGAUCGGUAUCGUACAGUUAUCGUGACAAAAAGCGACUGAAGAAUAUCGAGAUUCUUCAAGACGUUAACUUACCCGAUCUUUUGAUAUACGGCGAUCCUGUCCGGCUGCACCAAGUUCUAGGCAACUUACUUGGUAAUAGCAUGAAAUUUACGGAAAAGGGAUCGAUCACUGUUGGGGCUCGUUGCGACGGGCAGACCGAAACCACCGCCACGUUGACAUUUUGGGUUAAAGAUACUGGUAUCGGUAUCCCACUGCAGCAAUUGACGAAGCUAUUCAAGCCUUUCAGCCAGGCCGAUGCUAGUACAGCUAGGAAGUAUGGCGGCAGCGGACUGGGGCUUUCCAUUUGCAAGAGUCUGAUUGAGUCCAUGAUGGGCGGUACUAUUCAGCUUGACAGUAUUGAAAACCAAGGAACCACAGCUUGGUUUACGGUCACCUUUGAUAAAGUACGCUCUGCAGAAGAUGGUGCUCGGCAUAACAAGCAGAAUGGCGUCGAGCAUCGCGGCAGUCCCGCGAGACAUAACGAGUUGGAACUUCCCCAAUCUACAACGGCUCACUCCGACUUUUCUCAAGUUCCGAGAGAAGAGCUGAGAAUUUGUGUUGCAGAGGACAAUCCAAUCAACCAAAAGAUCGCCAUUCAGUUUAUGGAGAAACUAGGCUACAAGCAUAUCGACGCAUAUGGGAACGGAUUGGAAGCUGUGGAGGGACUGCGAAGUAAAGCCAAAGAAGGUCAACCUUAUCAUAUUGUCCUCAUGGAUGUGCAAAUGCCUGUUCUCGAUGGCUAUGAAGCUACCAAGUUACUUCGCAAGGACCCACUUGAAGAAGUGCGCGGUGUUCUUGUCAUUGCCAUGACUGCGUCUGCGAUCCAAGGAGAUCGAGAAAAGUGCUUGGAAGCGGGUAUGAAUGAUUACCUUGCUAAACCUGUAAGAGUUGGUAUACUGAAAAGCAAGUUGAAUCAGUAUCUAAACCAGCCAAACAUAGAGGUUCCUAACCUUCAGGAGACCGCUCGUCAAGUCACGAGCCAUGUUCUCGAUGAAGUCGAAAAUGUUCCGAAAUCUUCGAUACCAGCAGACUCUGGCGCGACAACUCCACUGGCGGUCGAACUUUCGGAUGGUCAUUCAAACACAAACCAAAGCAAUUCUUUGACUGCAGCGUCUCAAUCGCAUGCAGGAGACUCCCAUGCAAUGAAUGUAGACGCGAAACAUCGGCCAUCAGUCGUCAAGCAUAGUAAGGAAGCUGUAGAUGGAGAGUUAGAAGCCCUGAGAGAGCCGGACAUGUCCGUACCGAGAACGGAGAAAUCUCACAACGACGAGGUGUCGAAGUCAAGGAGCUUGCCAUUAAGGUCGGAGCGAACGAACGAAGCCAGGAAGGCUAGUCGGCCGAGCUCAAGUAAACGGACGACGAGUAAAGAAUCUACCAAAAGCAAAUCAUAG